CUUGUUUUCUGCAAAGAUGUCUUUGAAUCAAAUGCAAAUUAAGCAGGAAAUCCUGCUCCCACCUGGCCUGAGCAAGACAAUUCCAAAGCACAGCCAAGACCCUGUGCCAUGCAGUGAUCCAGUCCCACAUCCACAGCAAGAGCCUGAAGUCCAAGUCCCAGCACCUUGCCCAGAGCCAGUUCCAGUAGAAGUGGUACCAGAAAAAGAAGUGCCAUUGCCAGCACCAGUGGUGGAACCAGGCAAGGGAGAAGCACCAGUGAUAGUAAUACCCAAGAGUCCCCUUCAGGAACAACAGCAGCAACAGCAAUGCAAGCUACCACCGACUUUCCCACCUGUAUCGCACCCUGAGCCUGUUCCACACCCUGAAGAGAAAUCAGAGUGCAAAGAGCUACCUGUGCCAGCCCCUGUUUCCAGCUGUAAACCAACUCCACAUGUGCUGGAGAAGCAGGAGCGCAAGGAGAUCCCUGUGCCAGUUCCUGUUUCACACCCUGAACCUGCACCAUGUCCCCAGGAGAAGCAGGAAUGCAAGGAGAUCCCAGUGUCAAUCCCUGCUCCAUGCCCUGAACCUGCACCACACCCCCAGGAGAAGCAGGAGUGCAAGGAGAUCCCUGUGCCCACCCCACACCCUCCAGAGAAACAGGAGCAGAGGGACACCCCUGUGCCAAUCCCUGAACCCACACCGUGUGCUCAAGAAAAGCAACAGCACAAGGAGAUCCCUGUGCCGAUCCCUGUUCCACACCCUGAACCUGCACCGUGUCCUCAGGAGAAGCAGGAAUGCAAGGAGAUCCCAGUGCCAAUCCCUGUUCCACACCCUGAACCUGCACCACAUCCCCAGGAGAAGCAGGAGUGCAAGGAGAUCCCUGUGCCCACCCCACACCCUCCAGAGAAGCAGGAGCACAGGGAUACCCCUGUGCCAAUCCCUGCUCCCUGCCCUGAUUCAGGGAAGUCCUCCCAUCCAGAGAAGUAUCCUCCCAUUGAGCAGCAGCAGGUGAAGCAGCCCAACCAGUGGCCACCCAUGCAGAAGUAAUCUGCAGCUGACAAGGGAAGCCCUGAAGAGAGGAGAUUGCAAAUCCAAUCUUCCUCUCCCCAUGUCUCACAACCAGAGGUCAUUUUCCAACACCCUUUUAUUCACUGCAGAAUUUUUAUUAAGAAGCACAGCUUCCAACUCCCCCCUCCCAGCUAACACUAGUGUUAUCCCGUACUAACAGCCAUAAGCUAACUGACAUGUUGGGACUGGCAAUAGAUAAGGCUUCAAGUGGUGCUGCAGGCAUGUGCGUUCAGCUUUUCAGGUGCCUGAAUUUCUGCCCUCUCCCAGUCAUCCCUCUGGCUUUUAAAGGCCCAGAAAGAGACCAAAGAGCAUGACGGCACGCAUGAGUCAGGGUCUAUUAAGCUGAACAAUAAACUUAACCCAAAUGCAGUUAGGGACCUAGAGCUCAUGCCUUCCUCCCCCAGCUCCCCAUACAUAAAUGUCAUCUCCCACCUUGCAGUUAGGGGUUUUUCCUAUUAAUAAUAGGAUUUGAGGUUUGUGUAGAUCCUGCUGCUAAGGGGUUCUGGUAAAUGGCAAUGAGACUUUCUGAAUCACAAAUCCAUAGUGCUGAAUACUUUAUGUAAUCAAAAAAAUAACACUGGGCUAGAGGAAAUAUUUUACAAAAGAGCCAUCACCUCUUAAUUAUCUGCUUAGCUGAAGUAUUUGUAAUCAGUGCUUUCCUCAGAGAGCUCACCUUGGUUUAUCCAGGAUGUGUAAAAGAACAGUUUAACAUGAGAUUAUUUAUGGAAAACAUAGAUAAUCAAAUCCAAUCCAGACAUGUUUUGAAAUAGAUUAACUUCAGGCGUGGCUUUCAUCUGUUAGACAGGAUAAAGGAGGAAACAUAGAGUGCUGUCUCAAUUACACCCUGGAACAUGUUUCACGACACAGUGCUGUUGUGUAUGUAUUUGGUACUUACCUCUAAUUAUUUUAGGCUGAUAUUGUAUCCAGGAUUAAUUUCACUGUGACAAUCAACAA
Messenger RNA from Pezoporus flaviventris, 2002 nucleotides. Its product is annotated as protein TsetseEP-like. The transcript has a single exon. Lineage: Eukaryota; Metazoa; Chordata; Aves; Psittaciformes; Psittacidae. The record is from RefSeq and is a predicted model, not a curated record. Bases 17 to 1027 code for a protein of 336 amino acids.